GUAAAGCUUCUUUCCGAUGGAAUUCAGUUCCUGUUCAUGGAACGAAUUUACAACUAUAGUGCAAAGUGCAGGAGUUCCCACAAGCUGAUUCGUUCUCUGGUGUAAAUAGAAAACACAAAUACAAUUAAAUUAUAAUACACUAAAGACAGGACCUAAAAUGAACUAAUUAAUAUGGAUAAUUGUUUAAUAACUUUAACUAAGAACUAAACUAGUGAGUUAGUACUAAAAUACAAACAAAGUUAAAAAUGCAUUCUGUGGGCAUACACUCCGCCAUGGCGAUCAAGCGGCAACGAAAGCGUCGCGAUGAGCAGAAAAGAGCCAGAGAGAGGCGAUAUAGCACUCAAAGUUCAGAAAGUGGUGAAACAUUCCAUUCGCCGAGCGGAUCUGUCAGACGUAAAUAUCAUCAUCCUCAUCAUGCAGUCAAACCUGGACCAGGAAUGUUGGAUAGCCAGGUCGUAACCAGCAUCGGAAUGCUGCACAUUGGCAUUGUUUUUAUUGUCUUUGGAGUAUUUCUUUGUGGGGCAGGAAUUAUACCAGAUGAAGCUAUGUCCUGGAACGUGUUUAGUUCUAGCUCUGCUUGGUGGAAUGAGGUCACAUGCACUGGCCUGUUUUCCUUUGGACUAGGACUAUUUUUAUUAAUUCUAAACUGCCUAAUAAGUCGCAAAGAAGAGGAGGACCUUGAAGACUAUGUGCAACGGCAGCUUACGAGAUCUCGUUCUGGUCAUCGGCUUGAACGAGAUGUCGAAACUGGCGUAUUAACCACGCGUCACGCCCGCAAAGCUGUUGCAUUGCAGAAGAAUGGUCGGAAUGGCUUACCCUCGCCAACAGAUGUAGCUGUUGUUCAUUGUAGCUCUACGGAGAAUAUUUCUAAUGGUCAAAUUGUCGGGCGUAAUGGUCUAAAUAAUUCUGGGGAUAUAUUACUUGAGAAAAUUGUGGAGGAGGACACACCGUAUUUGAAUGAUCAUAGUACUGCUAUAUCGCCAAUAGAAAUCGAAAAUGAUACAAAACAACUUCUAAGAAGGGAAUCAAUAACAGAUGCAAUCAAUAUAACGCGCAUAUAAAAAAUUUA
This is a messenger RNA of Drosophila hydei, 1069 nucleotides long. RefSeq lists its product as uncharacterized. The record is from RefSeq and is a predicted model, not a curated record. The transcript is spliced from 7 exons. Bases 246 to 1061 code for a protein of 271 amino acids. NCBI's taxonomy places the organism in Eukaryota, Metazoa, Arthropoda, Insecta, Diptera, Drosophilidae.